AUGAAGGUCUCCGCUGCCCUCCUGUGCCUGCUGCUCACAGUAGCUGCCUUCAGUACCGAGGUGCUCGCUCAGCCAGGAAUUAAUUGUUCAACUGCCUACUGCUCUACACUCACCAAUAAGAAGAUCCCUAUCCAGAAGCUGGAGACCUACCGAAGAAUUACCAGCAGCCAGUGUCGCUGGGAAGCUGUGAUCUUCAAGACCAAAGCGGACAAGGAAGUCUGUGCUGACCCCAAACAGAAGUGGGUCCAGAAUUCCAUAAAGCUCCUGGACCAAAAGUCCCGAACACCGAAGCCUUGA
Messenger RNA from Rangifer tarandus platyrhynchus (Svalbard reindeer), 297 nucleotides. Lineage: Eukaryota; Metazoa; Chordata; Mammalia; Artiodactyla; Cervidae. The record is from the annotation of a GenBank genome assembly.